Molecule: messenger RNA, 240 nt
Organism: Gongylonema pulchrum
Lineage: Eukaryota; Metazoa; Nematoda; Chromadorea; Rhabditida; Gongylonematidae
Source: the annotation of a GenBank genome assembly
AAAUUGCCGAAAUCGGAUAGUGCCGAUUUUGUGGAAGCCCCAAAAUUCCAAUACGACAUGGAUUUCGAUUUACGUGCAUUAAAAGCGGCACUAAAAUCAGCAGAAUUUCUGGAGGAGUCCGGCUAUCAGUCAGUCUUGGAACGAUCACAGAACAAUCAGUAUGGCACUGGAUGGCUUAUCAAUGAGAAUAUGAGCGACGUGGACAGCGAUGCCGAUGAUAAUUGGGGAAAGCGUGGGUAA